Arachis ipaensis is the source of this 2342-nucleotide messenger RNA. The record is from RefSeq and is a predicted model, not a curated record. NCBI's taxonomy places the organism in Eukaryota, Viridiplantae, Streptophyta, Magnoliopsida, Fabales, Fabaceae.
UAUAAAUUUUUUGAUUCUUCGUUCUUCUUUCGUGCGUUUGCUGCAUCAACCUUAACUACAAGUUAUGCACAUUAAUCAAUUUGUUUUUGGAUUUUCUUUUUGUUAAUUUAUUAUUAUUAUUAUUAUUAUUAUUAUUAUUAUUUGUUUUCCUUAUUCGUUUUGGGUUUAGUUUAGCGGUGAGUUGCACUGUUGCUUAAAGUGACUAGCUUAUGAAACUUGUGCUUCCUAGAGUGUGUGUAAGUGUACUGAAUAAUUUUUUAGAUUUUAGAGUACUUGUAAUCAGUGGUUAUCUAUGUUCUAUUUUUUGUAAUAUAAUUAGAUAAGAUUAGAUGAAAUUCACAUAAAGAUGCUGAGAUGACAUCUAUAUUCACUUAUGAUAGUUGGCCACUGAUAUAGGGGUGCAUUUGUUUCUGAUUUUCAAAAUAGUGAUUUUACAACUUGAAUUUUUUUUAAUAAAUUUGUAAGAAUGUUGAAAACUGAUUUUAGUUAGAAGCUACCCUGUUUAGCUUUUACCAAAAUCCAAAAAGAAGGAAAAAGCUCAAAAACUGAUUUUUAUUUUUUUUACAUUCUGGUUAUUUUCUAAAUUUAUACAAAUAUGUGAAAAAGUUUUGUCAGAGAAAGUUAAAACAAGCACAUCCAUAGUGUCAAGUUUGUAUUUGUCAAGAUGUGUCAAAUCUUUCGGUGCUUAAUGACUUUCGAAGGUUAAGCAUACGAUGUUAUGAUGAGAAUGUUUGUGCGCGCGCGCAUGGAUGCUUUGUUCUUUUGAUUAAAAUAAGAAGCCCGGGAAACCAGCUGAUACUUCACAAUUUCGGAGUCAGUUGGAUGCACUGGGCCUGCGCAUUGUUGACAUAACAGCAGAUGGUAAUUGUUUCUUCAGAGCCCUUGCUGAUCAGUUGGAAGGUAAUGAAGAGGGACAUCAAAAGUAUCGCAGCAUGGUGGUGAAACACAUAAUGGACAAUCGGGAAAUGUUUGAGCCCUUUAUUGAAGAUGAAGUCCCCUUUGAUGAAUAUUGCCAGACGAUGGAAAAUGAUGGUACAUGGGCUGGACAUAUGGAAUUGCAGGCAGCUUCUCUUGUGUUACAUAGUAAUAUAUGCAUUCACCGGAACAUGUCACCUCGUUGGUACGUAAGAAAUUUUGAUGAUUGUCGAGCUCGUAUGAUCCAUUUGUCUUAUCAUGAUGGGGAGCAUUAUAAUAGUGUGAGGUUGAAGGAUGAUCCUUGUGAUGGGCCUGCAAGGUCAAUUGUAAUUAAGGUUCUUAUUGGAAUUCUGUUACCUGACUCUCAAAUUAAUAUUAAUAGUAGCUAUUGCCUGAUUAAUUCUAGUUUGUUUAAGGCUGAUGCUGAUCUUUCAGCGACAUCACAUCAAGCAAAAGUUACGGCUAACAAAGCCCAUGCGCAAGCUGGCAGGGAAUCAUUUCAGCCAGGUUCUAUAAAGUUGGUUAUGGCUGGAAGCGGAUGCGAAAACACUGAAAGAGUGGAACAGAUUCUAGAGCAGGUAAACGGAGACAUCGAUGCUGCAAUAGAGUUCCUAAUUGCAGAACAAGGAGAAGAAGAGUGGUCUACAAAGUGUGAUUCCUCUCCUAUUCAGGCUGAUGCCUAUGGUCAUGAUAAAAAUGAGAAUAGUGAACAACAAAAAGAAAAUAUAGUAGAGAACAGCAUAAAUGCUGAAUCAAGUAAAAGCUCCAGGAAGACCAAUGAACGUAGCACAUGUCAACAAAACGACACGCAGAAGAUUUCUAGAAACAAAAUGUGCCCAUGUGGUUCAAAAAAGAAAUACAAAGCUUGUUGUGGAACAACCUUGGCUAGACAAUCUGCACGGUUUGUGGUUAACCAAGCAGCCGAAUCAAGAAGGAGCAAAAGAGACAGCAAGCAGGGAAAGAAAGGGGUUUCGUCAAAAGCGGAUGUGUCUGGUGACUAUGAUUCGGUGACACCCGACAUGGGCGCACUUUGUAUUUGAGUUCAUUAUAAAUGUAAGACUCGUAUUGUGGAAUACACCACCUCUUCAUUGCUUCAAGAUAAUGGUUCGCGAGUUCUUGUCCGCUCCAGAUGUGGCUAAUUUCUUGUUCCCCCCGAGGAUUAAAAACUACAUCAGGUUUCCUUUUGACAGAGGCUAGUUUUGGACAGAAGGAUGGACAAUAGGUGGAAUAUUGUUAUAAAAGCAUUAUUUUCUUAUAAUGGAACAACAUGGAAUCAAUUUUUAUAUUGUAAUAUCUUGUGUGAGAAUCAGUUUGGCCUAAAAUAUAAGGGUAACAAAAAUGAUCGAAAUGAUUUAUACUAAUAAAGUUACAAAAUUGUUGGAAGACAACGAAAAUCUGUCUAAAAUUACUAUAUUUUGUAUUUAUUA